Molecule: messenger RNA, 1034 nt
Organism: Annulohypoxylon maeteangense
Lineage: Eukaryota; Fungi; Ascomycota; Sordariomycetes; Xylariales; Hypoxylaceae
Product: PEBP-like protein
Exons: 2
Coding region: 101-856 (251 amino acids)
Biological process (GO): regulation of proteolysis; regulation of Ras protein signal transduction
Molecular function (GO): phospholipid binding; peptidase inhibitor activity
Source: RefSeq, a predicted model, not a curated record
UCCAUUUUAUUUUAUUUUCUAUUCUCUUUCGCAUUGCUGGUCAAUCUGCGCUAUUGUACAUAUAUAAUAAUUUCAUCGCCUCUUACCCACCUAAUUCAAGAUGCUGUACAAAUCUCUCAUCAUUUUAGCGGCGGCGUCCGCAACUCUGGGUGCUACCCCGAAAGGGUUUCAGCCCACGACAGAGGCUACUCUGCUUGUUUCUUAUGGCAGCAAUAUCGCCGCCAAUGGUGGAAAUGUCCUGCAAAAAGCGGCAACCCAAACGGCCCCUACUGUGGGAACACAGUCCAAGCUGGAUGGGACAUCGUUCGCGGUAUUGAUGAUUGACCUCGAUAUCCCGACGAACAACCCUCCUGCAACGGGAACUCUGCUCCACUGGAUGCAGACUGGCUUGACGCAAAACACGAGAGCGACGGCUAUAAACUCAACCACGGGAACCACCAACGCGUUCGUGCUGCAGAAUUCCAAGAACCAAGCAGCAUUCGCGGCGUAUCUGGGACCGGCGCCACCAGCACGAGUUCCGCUGUCUCAUCGAUAUACGCAGAUCUUAGUGGACACGUCGAACGCCUCAGCCAACAGCCUCAGCACCCUCCAGACAGCUGCUUCGAAUCGAACCAACUUCAAUGCCAUGACCGUCUUGACGCAAGCCGGAUUAGCGAACAAAAUCAUAGCUGCUAAUUUCUUCAAUGUGACGAAUUCUACCGCCACCAACGGCUCUGGAGGAAGCGGCCGUGCUACUGGAACCGGUUCUUCGGCCACGCCGACUCGGACAUUUGUUCCCGGCGCAGCGGUGUCAGAAAGAGCUAGCGGGAUGCUUUUGGCUAUCGGGUUGGUUGGCGCUGUGUUCCUAAGUUUGUAGAUGGAAUUUGGGAUGAGAUGAGACAAAAUUAAAUGGCAAUUGACAGAUGUCGGUGCGCGCAAGAGAAAGCCAAGACAUACCUACCUAGUACCUACUAGGUAGGUAUGCACUUACGUUCGUUGAAGUUGGAGAGUCGCCGUGUUGCCGAUUUCCUUUUUAGCGAUCCACAGAAAUCUCA